This is a messenger RNA of Tribolium castaneum (red flour beetle), 1322 nucleotides long. RefSeq names its product zinc finger protein 112. Gene Ontology annotation, biological process: regulation of transcription by RNA polymerase II. The coding region runs from base 35 to 1282 and encodes 415 amino acids. Gene Ontology annotation, molecular function: DNA-binding transcription factor activity, RNA polymerase II-specific; zinc ion binding. The transcript is spliced from 2 exons. The record is from RefSeq and is a predicted model, not a curated record. NCBI's taxonomy places the organism in Eukaryota, Metazoa, Arthropoda, Insecta, Coleoptera, Tenebrionidae. Gene Ontology annotation, cellular component: nucleus.
AAUUGGACGGCUUACUUUGUAAUUACAGUCAGAAAUGAGUAGACGGGUAUGUAGGUUAUGUUUAGCCUCCCCCUCAGUCUGCUAUUCGCUGUUAGAAGACAACCUUUCCGAAAUGUUAGAAGCUUUAACUUCCAUUAAGGUUGAUUCUACUGAUGUAUCACCGAUAAGUUGCUUGAAAUGUUUGCUAAAUAUGAAACUAGCAUUCAAUAUCCAACAAAAAUUUUUAAGAUCUGACGAAAAGUUGAAAGAAUUUGCAAUUUUAAAUAACGUUGAAGUGAAAUUAGAAGUCGAAGAGGAGUUGUUACUAGAAAUGAAUUCAAUUAAUGUUGGGGCUGAAACAGACUCAUGUCCUUCCUCUUGUAUAGUUUGUGGUAACAAAGUGGACGAAAAACUUCUUGCAAAACAUAUUCAGCAACACUUCGACAGUGCGCAAAUUUGCGAUACUUGUGACCAAUCAUUCAAAAAUAUUGCAGAAUACAAAAGCCACAUCCACGUGAAUCACCCCCAGACCAGUCACAAGUGUCUCCACUGUGGCGCAAGUUUCCGGUACAAGAGUCUAUACAACGUUCAUUUGAGCCAAGCGCACAAAACAUGUAGAAAACGACCGAAAAGAGAAGCCUCACUGGGGCCCUUUACAUGCAAAGAAUGUGAGAAACAAUUCACCUGUAAACGCAAAUUUAACAGUCACACCCAUCGGCGCAAAAAGUGCCCCAUUUGCGGGGCGCAAAUCACCAUUAGCAAUUUCCGCAAGCACACCUUGAACCAUUCGUCGGGGCCCCAAAUUUGCGAGCUUUGCGGGGCGACUUUGUCCAAUUUGGAGAGUCUGAGAGGGCAUCUCACGUACACGCAUAGUUCGCAGAUUUUCAACUGUGACAAGUGCGGUAAAGUGUUUCACAAACGGUACACCUACCAGCUCCACUUGAAAAAACACGCGGGGGAGAAGUCCCACGUGUGUGAGACCUGCGGCAAGGCUUUUUUCACAAUGUACUAUUUGAAUAAACACGUGAAAACGGCGCACUUGAAACUGCGUCCGUACAUUUGCCAGUUUUGCAAAAAAGCGUUUUCGAGUAGGUUUGCCUUGAGGACGCAUGAGAGGCAGCAUACUAACGAGACGCCGUACAAGUGCGAGGUUUGCGGGGAGGGCUUCCGGCAAAAUGUGUCUCUGAGAGCGCACAGAAAGUCCAAACACAACAUAAUUGAACCGAAAAAUUGCGCUUGCCCGGUCUGUGGAAAGCUGUUCGGGUCGGAACAGGCCAUACUCAGCCACAUGAGGCUACACUAAAGUUAUUGUUUCGGUGUAACAAUAAAAUUAAUUCAUUGUG